Acaulospora morrowiae is the source of this 861-nucleotide messenger RNA. Lineage: Eukaryota; Fungi; Glomeromycota; Glomeromycetes; Diversisporales; Acaulosporaceae. The record is from the annotation of a GenBank genome assembly.
GUAGAAAGAUAACUUUUGGCGAAUUUAAAAGGGAUACAAAAAGAUUUGCUGCUGGAUUGCACGAUAAAGCUGGAUUCAAACGAGGAGAUGUCUUGACAAUCAUUUCGCCUAACCAGGUUGAUUAUCCCAUUGUAAUAUUUGGUGCGAUCGCCGCGGGUGGUAAGGUGUCCACUGCGAAUCCAACAUACACCGCCCAUGAUCUGUCAUUCCAAUUUACCGACUCUGGAACUUCUAUAAUUAUCACCCAUCCUUUAUGCCUGUCUGCAACUAUUAAAGCUGCUGACGAAGCCCAGAUUCCUCAUUCCAAGAUAUUUUUAAUAAGUGAUAAUGAGGUCAAUGGAUUUCAACCAUAUUACACAUUAUUCGUCGAUCGAGAAUUCGAGCCCAUAGAGUACUCGCCGGAAGAGGCUAAGAACACCACCGCAUUUUUAUGUUAUAGUUCGGGCACUACUGGGAAAAAUAAAGGCGUCGAGAUCACUCACACCAAUAUAGUCGCAAACUUGAAGCAAAUAGUUUCAUUUGAGUUGGAGCUUGGCCCCAAAAAUAUUUUUAUGGGAGUAUUGCCAUUCUUCCAUAUUUACGGUUUAACCAUCCUGCUCCAUUUUGCUUUGAUCUUGGGUGGCACGACGGUAUCGAUUCCAAAGUUUGAAUUAGAAACAUUCUGCCGCGUAAUACAGGAUUAUAAGGUCAACUACGCUUACCUCGUGCCUCCAAUAAUUCUACUAUUGGUCAAAAAUCCAAUUGUUAAACAGUAUGACCUGUCGAGUUUGCAAAUGAUAGUCAGCUCAGCCGCUCCUCUUAGUAGAUCGUUGGCUGAUGAUAUGCUUAGCGUUCAUAAUAUUCCUGUCAAACAAGGAUAUG